This is a messenger RNA of Dermacentor silvarum, 4665 nucleotides long. RefSeq lists its product as uncharacterized. The transcript is spliced from 4 exons. The record is from RefSeq and is a predicted model, not a curated record. The coding region runs from base 326 to 757 and encodes 143 amino acids. NCBI's taxonomy places the organism in Eukaryota, Metazoa, Arthropoda, Arachnida, Ixodida, Ixodidae.
GGCCGAGAAUGUUCGAGUGCCGGUAGUUUUUAAUCGAUGAGCACUUGUGCGGGUGCCCUGCAGAGAUUCAAACCUACCGCGCCCUCUGACGUGACCAUAACGCGUUGUUUGUCUUGAAUCAUGUCGUGCUCGCGGCUUGAUUGCCUCCCCGUGUCGUGAUGCGCGAGUGGCGACAGUUUCGAGAAGAGCUUGACUGACAGGCGCGUUGCCCUCGCGUCGACGACGUCCGCGCACCCACGACGGGGUGCAGCCCCGCCUUGUUCGGCGGCAUCGAACCAGUUUCGCGGCCGACCGGUCCUGGGCGGGAGGGCAGUCAGUAGCCGCGAUGAAGCCGUGCACGACGCUGCUGCCGCUGCUGCUGGCGAUGAUGGUGCUGGUUGUUGGCAACCCUGGAGGGAGGGAGGUCCUCCGAGGCCCCACGAGGCCUGUAGUCAAGAACUACUUCACAACCGACAGGACAAAAGUGGUGCUGACGUGCGAGCCGGAGCGGUUCUUGGUGCGCAUCAACUUCACGCAGCCCUUCCGCGGCGUGGUGCACGCUGGCGACAAGCGCGACAACUGCCGCAUCCGGGGAGACGGGUCGCGACUGUACACGCUCCCGGUGCCACUCAACGACUGCAGCACAACGCACAACGACGCAACGGGCAGCUUCACGAAUAGCCUAACAAUCCGGUUUCACCCGUCGCUGGAGCUCGAAGGGGACGAGAUUAAGACUCUAGUCUGCAAAUUCACAACAGGCGACGUGAACCUGGGAUGACGGCCAAAGUGGACGAGAAGGUGCCAGCAUUCAGAGCACGUGUACACUUGGCACAACACCACGGAGUUGAAAUGCAUCAGCACAGCCAAGAGUGUCGGCCGCGGACAAGAGGACAGCUAUCGGGACUAAUCGCCAUAGCUGUCCUCUUCGGGCCGUCACCCUGUAGAGCCCCGCCUGCCAUGGAGUUUAUAUAACCAACUCUAAGCUCCCCAUAGUUCGCGUGCAUUGAAAUCGAUAACCGCAAGGGCGCCACCAUGCUGCUACUUUGAGCCGGCGCGCAGGCGACGAGAAGUGAUUCAGACGAGACGCCCAAUUAACGCGAUCCCGUGCCUUCCUCACUAUGAGGACGCCCUCUAGUUCAGGCGCCUGAAACUCAUCCUUUCACGCACCGUAAAUUUUCCAUAGAGUAUUUAUGAAUAGCCAUUGCAUUUUUCUGAAAAAUAUAGGGAAUGAACUUUACGCAUUGUCCGUACGUACUUGCUACGUGUAAAUGCUUGUUUUGCAACAAAAAUGACAUGUAGCAACAUGGCCGCGCCUUUGCGGUUGCCAUUUUAUUUCGCCCAGCUUUUUCUCUAGAGUUAGCAUACUAACUCUGUGCCACCUGCAAGACGUAGGAUGUGAUGAUCGCUUGUCAAUGACGUCAUGCCUUCAUGUUCCGCCUCUAUCGCUCCACUACUGUACACACUUUUGUUGCCGGCAAAGCAAGAAAGCAAGAAAGAAAAGAAAAGCAAGAAAGCAAAGCAAGAAAGCAAGAAACUCCGUGUCGGCACGGAGUUUCUUAACAAAACGUCGCUUUAUGCAUUGAAGCACAAAAUUAACUGGAACACCAAUGCAUUUCUUCGCAAAGUUCAGGAAUUAUUAUCUCGAAACUGCUGUCAUCCUGAGAAUUCGUUCCAAGUAGAUCCGCCUUGGGAACACCACGGCUACAAUUUGUAAAUCGCAAUGUGGGCUAUUAGGUAAUUAGUUAAAAAGUUAAUUAGUGAAUUUUUGUUGAUCAGUAGAUUACGCAUUUCAAUUUUUUGUGCAAGUAAUGUCCGCCUCUUCGAGUACACCAGCUCAUUAACUAGAAUUGGGCUAUCUGCCACAGGCAACCUUAAAUAAAUUUUGAAAGUGUUCGCUGAAACACCCUGUAUAUAUAGAAACAUAUAAAAAGCAAACAGAAAUAAAAAUCAAUAGACAUAAAAAUUUCACCAUGAUUAUAAAUGAACCAACAAAUGAAUUAUAAAUGAAAAAAAUUCAAAUUUUGAACAAAUGCCAUGUCAUGUCUUAUGGCAGAUACAGCAUCUUCUGGCAGGUUACUGUAAUGACGAACGGCUUAGGCAAGAUUGGUGAGUAAUUGAGAAGCACGUGGGAACAUAAACAGCUCUUUAAAGCGGCUGAUCUUACUGAGAAAAAAUACGAUUGUUGGGCUGUGUAUGUAAGACAAUGUGAAUGACGCGUGACUGUGAUAAAAGAGUGCGAGUGCCAACAGUCUUCGCUGCCUGAACGAUGGAAGGUUAAGCGAUGCUGACAUGAUUGCUUCCUAUAAAUCUGGCAGCUCUAUUCUCAAUAAGGUAGCCCAAUAAUUAAGUACACUUGAAUUUGGUUAUGUAUAACUGACGCAUAUUCUGAGUUAGAGCGAACCAGAGAGGCAUAUGCUCAAUAUUUAGUGUUCCGCUUAGCCUGCUGUGACGAGGUACUGUAUGUGGCUAGUAUACACAGUAACUCUAGCUGUGACGUCUGACGAAUAUUGCUUUGAAUAUUUUCUACUUAUAGUGUCAAUAUCCGUAUUUCAUGAUAGGUCGCCAGAUGGUUGCACGCCUAGGAUCUUUAUUGUAGAAACGUUUUCAUGGGUAUAUCAUGCAAGAACUGCGCAAGUAAUUAGGGAUAGUCGUAAAUGCCAUCACUGUUGUUUUAGAAGCGUUUAUGUACAUUUGCUGGUGAUCACACUAAGCGGCGAUAUUCUUGAGAGGUCUUUGCAAACAGUGUGGACGUCAUGUUUAGUAAUGUGUCUAUAAAUCACACAGUCGUGAGUGAGUUGAUGAUGCAAGGUUUUUACGCACGUCUUUGAUGAAGGCGGAAGUAAUAUCGGUCGCUCUGCUGAGCAUUGCCGUGUACAGGGCUUGGCUUAAUAAAGAACAACAGUCGUAAACUGGGACAAAUUGAGAAUGGUCAAUCAGGACCAAGUAAACCAGUUGCUGAUGCUUGCUUAUUGUGAAAAAGAGUAAAUGAGCGUGUCAAAUGCUACCAUACCAUGGUGAGGAGCCGCGUCCUCGUCAUUCGCUUGACGGGCUCAAUCCAUUGGUCCUUCCCGUGAAAGCUGCGCAUUAUAGAACGUCUGCCUUGUCGUGCACAUGAAGAGGCGUUUUCUUGACAUUUCUGUAUUUGGCAGCAAUAUAAAUAAACCUCACUUCUCAUGCGCCACUGUCCUUUCAUGUAUUGUUAAAACAGUAAAAACCCCACACGUCCUUCUUUUUAAAGCGUGAGCCCCGAGAGAUGCAUGAAAUUUAUUUGGGCUAAAUUGGGUUCAAAUGCGCAGCUUAUGCUACCGAAGUAAUCUUGGCAAAUCCGCAGGGCUGGUAGGAUUUUUAAAGUAUACCUAUUCGGCGACUUUUUUCUAAUAGCGAAUAAGAAUGCCUAAUUUAUGGACCUGUGAAACUGACUAUAUAUAGGAUGUUUUUUUAGACAAUGCAGAUUUUUAUUUUUAAAAAGUAAUGAAAGAAGCCAACGUGGUGUUUUUGCAGAUCAGUUCAAGGGCGAGGCGGACAUUUCCACCAAUAACGUGAGCAGAAGACUAAUUAGCAAAAAUUUAUUGAUUACCUUUUUUAUUCUUGCCUUGGGGACCGCUCUGUAAGUGACAAAUUAGGAGCCAGUGGCAUUUUCAUUCACACCUAUCUUUUAAAGACCUGGAGAAUCGCACUUAAUUCGAGAUAUUCAAGACGUGUGCGGCGAAGUUCGAGUGACACCAUACAGCGGCAAAUCGUAAGCCGACACACAGCUGCACAUGCUUGCCAGGCAAAGCGUAUAUGUGACGCAUCAGUAGCUGCCGCGACUACAGACGUUCGGUUUGCUACUUUCUCGCGCUUGUCGUCACGGAGUUUCGGUCUGAUAUGACAGCGCGCGGUCGCCUUUUCUGUGCUCCAGCGGAUUGCCUGAAUUUACCGUUCAAGUUCGAUUACAAAUAUCUCAAAUUAAGUGAGGCUUUCCAGGUAAAAAAAAAAUGAAGGUGCGUUAAAGUGUGAGUGACUUCAUACUCGCUAGUUUAACAGCUGUAUAAAAAAGGUAAUUAUUAACUUUUUGUUAAUUCAUUCAUCAUCAUACGUUUGACAAACUCACCUUGUAUCGCAUGCCGUGACGCGACUUACGUCGUGCAACAAGAACUGCUCUUUCAGGGCAAAAUAUUAACUUUUGCUUCACUUGCCAGAAUGUUCCUAUAUGGAAUUACUCCUAUAGAUUGUUCGUUUUCACCAUACUUUCCUGCAUUUUCGAUAUUUUCGUAUGGACACUCCAGGCGAAUUUACAUCGUCGCCGUGGUGUUCCGUAUGUAAAGUCCAAGUGCAAUAACACCGCGGCCGCACGCCGUAUUAUAUAGGUGCGAGUUUUUUUUGCGAGUUUUUACGACUGUUUGGUACAUGCCGAAAACACGUACAAUGUUCCCCGUACAUUGUACGUGUUUUCAUAAGAUAUAACGACCUUUUUAGCGAGAACCAUGUGUGUAUAGUACGUACUGCUUCCUUCAAGCAGACUUUAAUUAAACUGCGUCGACAAUAAACAAUUAAGCUGGAGCUGUUAAUUAAUUCAACGUUCUUGAUCAAGGAUUAUAUUUCAUCACAAGUUGUGCGACCUGUUUUGUCUUCUGUCUUCAUCACAACAUUCAGAACACUACGUUUUCUUUAAAUAAAGGUUGCAAGUAAAUUAUUUUAGGUUAU